Messenger RNA from Penicillium salamii, 1770 nucleotides. The record is from the annotation of a GenBank genome assembly. NCBI's taxonomy places the organism in Eukaryota, Fungi, Ascomycota, Eurotiomycetes, Eurotiales, Aspergillaceae.
AUGGGCAGAUUCGGCUGGGACCAUCCUCUUUCGAGGCAAACAACCCUCCAGCAGUCAAUGCAGUAUGUGGAUUUCUGGGCCGACGUUUACAUGAGCACUCGAGAUGAAAGAGAGACAAUCGAUGCCAAAAUCCUGACUCUUCGGGAAGAAGUGGAUGAGGCACAUAUGCUUGCCGAACAAAAAAUCUACAUUGGGAUCACUUACUGUGAUGCGCUUUCGGAAGCCAACCGUCUGGACGUUCGACGCACCCGUUUGAAUAGCUUUUUUCACUUUUUCCGCGACCCAGAUAACUUCCUGGACGGGCCACGCAACCCACUGGGUAGAAUGUUGGAGCAUGUUGGUCUCGAAUUGGAGAACAUCCCCGUUCGAGAGGGUUAUUAUGCGAGCCUGCGGUUCCUUCGUGAAGUCAUGCUCGAAGUCAAAGCCCGGGAUCCCAAAUACGAAGUCCAAUUUGGGAAACCAUACAAUCUUCUGGGAGCUUUUGAGUACAUCACAGAGGAUGAAGAUGAAUUUAACGAGCAACGUCGCCAACGCGAGGCCACCAAAAAGGCACAGGCUUCCAAAAAGACCACCAAUGCCAAGGCAGGAAAGUCCAGGCCUACUCCAAAGGAUACCGCGCAACUCAAGGCUUCCGGCAACGGUCAAGGAUCAUCGGGCACAAACCGUGACAAGGAAAUUACACCCCCAAAGCCCAGUGUCUGGGAUAGGCCACUGAGAGAUGAUGAAUGGAGCAUUUCCGACUCACUCACGGUGGAGGAAUUCUGGCAUUCGUGCGGCAUUGAUCCUUCCAAAUUCAAUGCCGGCAAGGCAGACGCCAGCACGUCAACUACUGGAAUUUCUUCUCCUGCAGCCGAUACGGAGCAAGCUUGCGACAAUCUUACGGCUCUGACAAUUGGUUCGGAAUCUGACUCGAAACUUAACAGCUGUACCAGCUGCAUGGAGGAUGUGAUCGGUCGAGAUAUGGUUUGGAGCGCAUGUGACCACCCGUACUGUGCCAAAUGUGCUCUCUACAUGUUGGAAGAGUCCUUCAAGAAGGGCAUAAUCUUCCCUCCACGUUGCUGCGAUGGGUUUCUACUCUUUGAGACUAAAAAGCAUCUGUUUAGUACUGAGAUCUGGGCCCGAUUCGAGCUGGAAACAACCAAGUCAAACGACCCGUCGCCUCUUUAUUGUUAUGAUCCCCGAUGCUCGGCUUACAUUCCACCGGAACGCCGCGGUGCAUGCCAAAACUGCACCAAAAAGACCUGCGUCAAGUGCAUCAGGGCCAAGCACCGUGGUCCGUGCGAUCUGCGCGGCACCGACCAAGAUCGGCAACUCAAAGAGCUGGCUCUUGAGAAUUCCUGGAGGCGCUGUGAAGGAUGUGGCCAUAUGGUGGAGUUAAAAUUUGGAUGCAAUCACAUGACGUAUGUACCCUAUCCAUCUUCUUCGUUGAUACAAGCUAACCAGACCAGUUGCGUGUGCGGGCAUCAGUUCUGCUACAAAUGUGGGUGGGAGUGGAAGACCUGCGGCUGUCCCCAGUACGGGGACAGCUUCGUUCCUGAACGAGUGGAUCCUCGUCGUGAUCCCAAUGAUCCACUUUUUGAUCCCCGACGCGUUUGCCCACAUUCGGAGGGCUGGACUCGACGGCCCGAAGAUACAUCAUGCGCCGGCUGUCAACGCACCAAGACAUAUGCCGUUCUUGAGUGCAAGAAGUGCGGCCUCGUCAUGUGCGGACCAUGCCGCAAAAACGUUGCGGAUUCCAGGGAUGCAGGACAUGUCAUUGAUGGGUUCUGA